UCGUUUCGCACAGCUACACUAGCUACACUACACUAACUACACUAGUACGAUAGUUAGUAAUUGUACUCAAUUUUGAGUGUCUACUACUAUUCAUUUGCUGUUGUGGAAAUAUAUGUGUAGAUGUUUCACAAGUGUGAACAGGCCUUUAACAUUGUGUUUGACAUUCUAGUCGGCUUUAUUAGAGCCGACAUAUGACUUUCUUGAAAUCGUGAACUGCAAACUAUUUGUUUGAGCUAGUAACAGGGUGGGCUGUGUAGAGCUCUUAAUGUUUAUGUGUAAAUAUUAUAACAAAAAUAGGAGCAUUCAACAAAUCAACCCUCACUCGUACAGUCUAUGCGACGUAAAUCAAGAACUUAUACCAACAUCUGAAAUUACCCAAUCGAUUAAUGGAGCAAAACUCAACUGCGGCUGGCAACGCCAACCCUGCUACAGUUCCUGCCAAAAGGGGUACGCAACAAGGUCGCAAGAAGUCUGGACCCAAGUUCGAACUGUCUGAGGCCCAGAAAUGCGACAUUAAGGAGGCCUUUGAUCUAUUUGACAACGAAGGCACGGGCUACAUUGAGGUAAAAGAACUUAAGGUGGCCAUUAGGGCUCUGGGAUUCGAGCCCAAAAAGGAGGAGAUUAAAAGGAUGAUUUCCGACAUUGACAAGGACUGCAGUGGACGCAUUGCGUUCAACGUCUUUCUGCAACUGAUGACUAUAAAGAUGGCCGAAAAGGACACUAAGGAAGAGAUACUUAAGGCUUUUCGGCUUUUUGAUGAUGACGACACUGGAAAAAUUUCAUUCAGAAAUCUAAAGAGGGUAGCUCGCGAACUUGGUGAAACACUGACUGACGAGGAACUACGAGAGAUGAUAGACGAAGCCGAUUUGGACAAUGAUGGCGAGGUAAAUCAAGAAGAAUUUCUGCGAAUCAUGAAGAAGACCAGUUUGUAUUAAAGAGCAGCGCUUAAGCUUCAUUUUUAAACACUUUGUGCGUUCCUCUGGUGCACUUGAUGAAGCAUUCUUAAAAUAAUUUGGCGUUUUAAGUCAUCAAUUAUAAAUGUACGUUUUGGGAUAUUUUUAAGUUUUACGUAUGAGUAUAACAUCAAGAAAAAAAUUGUUCAGCUCGUUUUGAAUAUUAAACAAAAAUACUUCUUCCCGAGGUGUGAUAAAAGGGCGUAGCAACAUCAAUUGCAAACAUUUCUAAUAUCAAAUUUCAUGAUGAUAAAUAGUAAAAUUUAAAACAAAAUAUAAAAGAACUAAUUAUUGGUA
Drosophila simulans is the source of this 1250-nucleotide messenger RNA. RefSeq names its product caltractin. NCBI's taxonomy places the organism in Eukaryota, Metazoa, Arthropoda, Insecta, Diptera, Drosophilidae. Gene Ontology annotation, molecular function: calcium ion binding. The transcript has 2 exons. Gene Ontology annotation, biological process: centriole replication; mitotic cell cycle. The coding region runs from base 387 to 935 and encodes 182 amino acids. The record is from RefSeq and is a predicted model, not a curated record. Gene Ontology annotation, cellular component: centriole; centrosome.